Pistacia vera is the source of this 828-nucleotide messenger RNA. RefSeq names its product basic endochitinase-like. NCBI's taxonomy places the organism in Eukaryota, Viridiplantae, Streptophyta, Magnoliopsida, Sapindales, Anacardiaceae. Gene Ontology annotation, biological process: chitin catabolic process; defense response to fungus; carbohydrate metabolic process. Bases 28 to 828 code for a protein of 266 amino acids. The record is from RefSeq and is a predicted model, not a curated record. The transcript is spliced from 2 exons. Gene Ontology annotation, molecular function: chitinase activity.
AGUGAUCUAAUCAAACAACAUAUUAGAAUGAGGUUGUGUUUGUGCUUAUGGGUGCUAGCGUUCUGCAUUUUGGCCUCUGAUCUCGGGGCCUUGGCUGAUGUUCGUUCACUCAUUAGCAAAGACCUAUUUGAGCAGAUAUUAAAGCAUCGUAAUGAUGCUGCUUGCGAAGGCAAAGGUUUCUACACUUAUGAAGCUUUCGUUAAUGCUGCCAACUCCUUUGGCGCCUUUGCAACCACCGGUGAUACCAACACUCGUAAAAGAGAAAUUGCUGCCUUCUUGGCUCAAACUUCUCAUGAAACUACAGGUGGGUGGGCCAGUGCCCCCGAUGGCCCAUUUGCAUGGGGAUAUUGCUUCAUCAGAGAAAGAAACAAUCCAGGAGCUCAUUGUACUUCUAAAGAUUGGCCAUGCCCUCCUGGUAAACAAUAUUAUGGUCGCGGACCCAUCCAACUCACACACAACUACAAUUACGGGCAAGCGGGUAGGGCCAUCCGGGCGGAUCUAAUAAACAACCCGGAUUUGUUAGCUACUGACGCUGUGAUAUCAUUCAAGACUGCUUUCUGGUUCUGGAUGACUCCACAGUCACCCAAACCUUCAUGUCACGCUGUCAUCAUCGGCCAAUGGAAACCAUCCACCACUGAUACUCAAGCGGGUCGGGUCCCCGGUUAUGGGGUCACCACCAACAUUAUCAACGGCGGCAAAGAAUGCGGCCAAGGCUCCAACUCAAAAAUGGAGAAUCGGGUCGGAUUCUACAAAAGAUACUGUCAAAUUCUGGGAGUUGACCCUGGCAGUAACCUGGACUGCAGUAGUCAGAGGCCUUUCAAUGCUUAA